AAGACAUGUUUUCAAAUAAUUUAACGGAAAAGUUAAAAGUUUCGUAUCUUAAUCUGUUCCAGCUUUUAUUUUUAUUAUUAUAUUCAAAAUGAUUGAUCAUUAUAAUUCAUGUUUAGCCAAUUUUGAGCAACUGUUAAACCAUGUUAGCGAGGAAAUCCCGACGGUCAACCAUGAUAAAAUGAGAAUAAACAAAGCCACUGUGCAACAUGAUAUUGAACAAAAUUUACGAGAACUUGCUAAAACCUUCAAAAAAGUCAAAACAGAUUUUGAAAAAGCUGAAAAAGAAUUGAAUUUGAAACAACAAAGUGUGAACAUAAUAAAAAAAUCUGAUGAACAACUUGAACACCGCCUGGCUCAGAGAAUCGAAGCUUUUGAGAAAAAAGUUGCACGGGAAAAAGAGAAGAAAGAAUUGAUUUCUUCGGUAUUCACAUUCACCGAGGAUGUUGGAUUUCAUUUUAAUGUCUGUCAGUCAGAAAACGAAACAACCGACGAAGAGCCAUCCAAAUUCAAGAUUGGAUUCUCACAUAUUGAUCCUGAUGAUGCAGAAAAAAUCUUCUCCGUAACAAUUGACAUAAAGCUUGGAACGAUCAAAGUUCUAGAAGUUGAUACUGCAGAGGAGGAAUUCAAAGAACUUGAAAAAUGGUUCAAUGAAAAGUUCGCCGUUAUUAAUCUUCCAAUUUUCGUAAACAGAGCUCGCAAAAUUUUCUUGAAAAUAUGUAAAGGAAAAAAUGCUAAUAAUCAAUAAAGACACGAUUGUUUUUAAAUAGUAUGAAUACAAAAUUUUCAUUUAUUUUUAUUCUGUUCUCUCUUCUUAGUUUUUGUUCGUCCAGAAGAAUUUAACUGAAUCGUCUUUGGAAGUCUGAAUGAGUUUGUUUCAUAUAACUGUUGUCCUAAAUUUGAUAUUUUUCUCGUUUCCGCUUUGACAUCAACCCAUGGAAUUGUUAAAUCAAUGUGUUUGAAAAAACUUCUU
Molecule: messenger RNA, 970 nt
Organism: Tetranychus urticae (two-spotted spider mite)
Lineage: Eukaryota; Metazoa; Arthropoda; Arachnida; Trombidiformes; Tetranychidae
Biological process (GO): chromosome segregation
Cellular component (GO): Ndc80 complex
Source: RefSeq, a predicted model, not a curated record